Messenger RNA from Aspergillus saccharolyticus JOP 1030-1, 2691 nucleotides. RefSeq lists its product as uncharacterized. The transcript has a single exon. Bases 164 to 2503 code for a protein of 779 amino acids. NCBI's taxonomy places the organism in Eukaryota, Fungi, Ascomycota, Eurotiomycetes, Eurotiales, Aspergillaceae. The record is from RefSeq and is a predicted model, not a curated record.
CUUCAUUAUCGGCCCUUUCGCCCUUACGAUCUCACCGCUUCAGUCAACGCCCUACCGGUGCGUGCCAUUGGAUUUGUUUGUUCGAUAGCUCGGUCAAUUGGUCCUGAACCCAUAUCGAAACUACCUUCUCGGCCGCAACUCAGGGCGCAGAAAUGACCGGAGAAUGAAAGGUCUCUGGUCCCGCGUCACCCCGGCGCAGUCAACCUGCCGAUGCGUCUCCUGCCUCAGCACCGUUUCCCAGGGCGUAGCAUCGCGAGGGGCUACAACGGCAAGCAAGAAACGACUUCGCUUGGGCAAUUCGGUCACCGCCCUGUACACGAGUAUCUUCGCCGCUGCCGCCUUAGCAGACGCCCAGGCCAAAGGUCAGCGCCGCAAUGAGUGGGAGGAGAAGAUCGCAGCCGCGAAGGGAGAAGUCAAUGCGCUGCUUGACGAGGAGGAACGCUUGGUAGAGGCCAUCUUUGCCCGCCGCAGUCAGGGAGGUGACGCGGCUUCUCCGACACUGCGCGCCGGGACACAGACAAGACCAACGUCGCAUCGAUACCAAUGGCCUACGACAAAUCUCUCUAGUCGCUCGUAUCAUACGAGCCGAAAAGCUGCUCUCAGCAAGAGUAGUCAAUAUAUAGACGAGAACAGCAUAGAGCAGCUCGACAAAAUCAGCGAAGACCCGUUGCUAGAAGUCACGGAGGAGGACAACCUGUGGCAUCUGGAAGACUUUGACACUCCUCAAUGGCUCAAAGAAAGCCUUGUCCGUCAAAAAGCCAUUCGCAAAUUGGCGUUGAAACAAUUGGCUAUAAGACUACUGGUGCGACGGGGAGUCGCUCAUAGUUAUCAGGGUCUGCAGAUGAAAUACGCUGUUGAUUAUUCAAUGCCUGUGGCCAACGUGCCGGAACUUCUAUCACACUUGGACAAGCUUCGCAAUCGAAUGAAGGAUGUCAAAGCUUCCAAGCGUGCCAAUAUAGACGACUUGGAAGCGGAGAUGAACGCGCUCUCAGCUCAGGAACAAGUCACGGAGCGUCACAAACUUGACGGAGAGAUUUUCCGAGAUACGAACCUUUACCUGUCAAACAGGAUGUCUCUCCAGGAGCUUCUCCUCAGAUUAGCCAACAAUCUCACGAAAUGCACUAAUCCGGACAGAAGUCUAGCCUUGAAGCAUAUGCUGCUAGCAUUUACCAAGACCCGAGAAAACGACAUAUGUGAAUUGAUUCUACACGCCAUCAUUCCCCACAAAUUUCCGCUUACAUCCUCCCUCAUCAUCUCAAUCUUGAACUUUUUCCGGAAGUCCAAGAAUCUGAAAGGGUUCGACUUGUUCCUCCGCCAGCUGUCCGGAGAAGGAUACCCGCUGGAUAUGGGUAAUUUAGGCCUCUACAAGAGUGUCGUGGUCAAUGGGAUUGAAAUCCAAGUUCCGCCCGUGGACAGUGCGAAUGCCGUCAUCUACGGCACGCUUAUUCGGUCUUGCUUACGAUUCAAUCAGCCAGACCGUGCAGAUGCCUACCUGCAAGUCUCACGAGCAUCGGGGUAUAUGGAUGACUACGCGACUUUGAGCUCUUACCUCGGUUUUUAUGCUAUCCGGUUUGACUGGCCAAGGGGAAUUCAAGCCUUGCAAAGAACCGUCGCUUUUAUCGGAUCGACAACGGAGCACAGGCCGACCCGCGUUGAGCGCCUAAUCGUUAAGAUGGUUUAUCUCUGUGACGAAUGCGGGCAACCGGAGUUGUCCAACAAAAUUAUUGAAGCGUUUGUAAAGAGCGGCUUCCAUUGGAAGUGCGCGGAAAAGCAACUGGAUCUGAGCUUCAAGCGCGAUGUCAAAUAUGAUCGCUGGAAGGCUGCCCUGGCUGCCGCCGGUCCAGAAGCCGCUCAGGCCUCGCGACGAACAAUGUGGGAGAAAUGCUACUCUUUUGUGCAAGCUGUUAGCGAGCACCUGGAAAAUCUGACAACCGAACGAGCCUCCACUGCUCAAUGGCAAGAUAUGAUGAAGAAAUACGCCCAAGACGUCCUAUCUGCUGUUCUCGCUGGACCUGUGGCCAUGCACAAAGCUACCGAAGAAGGCGGUACCGGCGAUCUCGCCCAGGACGACCGCACCACACUCUUGAAAGAGAUCAGUCAGCAAGCCCAAGAGAUACAGCAGCAGAACGCCGCCGUGGUUAACGCACAGAAGAGCGAAAUCGCCACGCUACAGGCUGAAAUUGCGCAGCUCAAGCGCAUGGUCUUCGAUCUGCACCGGACUGUCACCGUUUCCAAUAGUCUCCCUCAAACAUCCAACCUCCCGUCCUCUACUCAAUCCGCCACCACCACUACUUCGACCCCUCUUACUCGCCCUACCACCACUCCAACUACACCGCCGCCCCAUGUCUCGCACCAUGUCCCUGCAUCUCGUCCCGACUUGACAGCACCCUUGGCACAUGAUCUAGUCUCACCUACACCUAGCCCAACGCGGGGAGGCCAAGGUCUAGCUGCCAGGAAGAAAUGGACCAUGUCGUUUGGAAUGAUGCCUUCUUCCAAGGCGUGAACGCACCGCUUUGCUGCGGUCAUUACAACCUUAGGACGAUAUCUCAAUCCUCAGUAUUGUCCUGACGACUGUCGAGUCCACGCUUCGUACUCCAGGAGAUGGCCUUGCCGCCAUCAACACCCCAAGGGAUGGAGACAGGUUUCACGGGGGAAAAGGACAGCAGUACACUUCACUCCUGCUGCGCAGAC